AAAGGCAGAGAGAGAGAGAGAGAGAGAGAGAGAGCGCUUCCCGUUUUUCCCCCAAAAAGCGAGACGACGACGCGCGACGGGACAGGACAGGGGUGGGAGACGCAUGCGACGCGGGCGGAGAGGAGACACGACCCACCCCCGCCACCGCCCGGAGGAGCCACGAGCGAGCAAGCCCUAGCCCCCGGGCGCGAGGGCGGCGGCCGCUGCUGCGUCGACCGUCUCUCUCUCGUGCUCCGGCGCUGCUCGUCGUCUCCUUGGCCGAAUCCAAUCCGGGAGGUGCGGGGGCCGUUCCGAUCGAGUCGGUCCUGCCAUGUCGACCAAGAGGGUUCUUUGCAAGUUCUUCAUGCAUGGAGCUUGCUUGAAAGGAGAGUACUGUGAGUUCUCCCAUGAUUGGAAUGAUCAACCAAACAAUGUUUGCACGUUCUACCAGAAAGGUUCAUGCUCGUAUGGUAGCCGUUGCCGAUAUGACCAUGUCAAAGUUUCUCGUAACCCCACAGUGGCUCCACCACCAAGCUCAAGUACUACAACACGUGCAUCUAGUUCUCUUCAGCCUUUGAGUUUCGGGCGCCCUCACCAUGUGGGGUACCAAGCAGAUUCAAGCAACCCAAGGCAACAGAUAUCUAUGGAUGUGCUGGCACAUUCUGGAAGUAAGCCUGUAUGGAGAAAUGAUUUUCAACAUGAAAGUGUACUUGAGGAUGGGAUUGACUGGUCAAUAAGUCCAACUGUGCAAAACCAGACAACCUUGAGUCCUGCUGAUCUGCCAAUCUGUUCUUUUGCUGCUGGUGGUAAUUGUCCUUAUGGGGAAGAGUGCCCUCAGAUGCAUGGAGAUCUGUGCACAACCUGUGGGAAAAUGUGCUUACAUCCUUAUCGUCCUGAUGAGAGGGAGGAACAUACCAAGCUAUGUGAGAAAAACCACAAGCGUCUUGAGUCUUUGAAACGUAGCCAAGAGAUAGAAUGCAGUGUCUGCCUGGACCGUGUGCUCUCAAAGCCUACUGCUGCUGAAAGGAAGUUUGGACUCUUAUCUGAGUGUGAUCAUCCCUUCUGUAUUUCAUGUAUUAGAAAUUGGCGUAACAAUUCUCCUACGUCUGGAAUGGAUGUGAACUCAGCACUGAGGGCUUGUCCAAUAUGUCGCAAACUUUCAUACUAUGUCAUUCCAAGUGUUCUUUGGUACUUUUCGAAGGAGGAAAAGCUGGAGAUUAUUGACAACUAUAAAGCCAAACUCAAGUCUAUUGACUGCAAGUACUUCGAUUUUGGAACUGGUACUUGUCCCUUUGGGUCAAGCUGUUUCUACAAGCAUGCCUACAGAGACGGACGCUUGGAAGAGGUCAUACUGCGACAUCUUGAUGCUGACGAUGGAAGUACAGUGAUUGCCAAAAAUAUUAGGUUGUCGGACUUCCUCAGUCGGUUACAUCUUUAGGGACCAGUGACUGUAUAUAUGUCAAAUAAUUAUUGAAGUUCGCAGCAGGCCUCCUGGAGGAAGCAAUCGUGAUCUGAGGACAAGGAAAACAGAAGUUUUGUCGCAAAUACGCUCAAUAGUCCAAACGUUAGAACUAAACUGUUGAAAAACUUUGCCAUAUCCACUCAUCUUGCCUCCUGGCCAGCAGUGAUUCAGUAAACAUUCACUGGCCAUCGUGCCAAAGCACAGGUGUAUAAUACUAUUCCUUCCUCAAUGCUCUCUACUGAGGGAAGGCUGCCUGCACCCAACCACAGGCCACCUGAUGCCGUGUGAUUGUACUUGUAUGAAAAGAAGGAACUAGAAAAAAAGAAAGAGAGGAUGAAACAAAGAUUACUCUUCAGACUACACAUUGAUGAAUCCGCAUUAGGACGAGGUCCAGAUGCUUAAAGCCGUUUGGUUGUCUUGGUCUGAGGGAGAGAAGGAAAACAAGAAAGGAAACAAAUCACAUUCUUUAUAAACAUCAGUGUUGAAUGUGGCAUGUGCUAAUGUGCUAUAUAUAUCUGAUGUUGAUAUGCCCUGUACAUGUUCCUGGAACAGGUUGGCGCUUUUGCUCAGGAAACAGGAACGUCUGCCUAUUUGUGGUGGCU
Oryza sativa Japonica Group (Japanese rice) is the source of this 2043-nucleotide messenger RNA. The record is from RefSeq and is a predicted model, not a curated record. NCBI's taxonomy places the organism in Eukaryota, Viridiplantae, Streptophyta, Magnoliopsida, Poales, Poaceae.